CUCCAUCAAGUUUACACACUUUGAGACGAUCCACAACGGCUGGGACCAACCGCGCGUUCAAAAGCAGUUUUGCGACGCGGCCCUCGCGACGAGCAACUCCAAGACGCAGACCGUGGGGAGCUUGAUCUUGAUUACGCACUCGAUGGGCAACUUGAUUGUGGGUGGUGCCGUCUCGGCGGGUGUCUGCAACCUCUCGAGCCAGGUGUCGUGGCUCUCGGUAAGUGGCCCGAUGACGGGCAGCAAAGGUGCCAACUUGCUCGAGAACAAGUGUCGGUCGAACUCGUGGAUUGACAUUCCGCUCAAGGGCGCCGCGUCACUGAUCGGGUUUUGCCCUGCGCCGGAGGCUUUUCUGAGCCUGAAGCAGCAAUCUACGGUGGACGCCGCGCUCCAAGCCAAGUAUGUCAAGGCACAAGCGGUGCGCAAGCAGUACGCGACCAAAACCAUGUGCGGCGUCAGCUCGUGGGGCCUCAACACGGUUUACGCUCCCGUCAUGUUUGUCGUGGCCCAAAUGGCCCAGUACGCUUCGUCUCAGAACGACGGUAUGGUCGAGUACUCGAGCUGCAACGUCGGUCUCAGCGGCUUCUCGAGCGACCCGACAUCGUCGGGCAACUACGUCGCGAGGAUCAACCACGCCGACGCGACCUUCCGCAACGGCGACGGGUGGUGGGGCAGCGACCGCAAGCCCGUCAAGUGGCUUGAGUGCGCCUUGUAA
Saprolegnia parasitica CBS 223.65 is the source of this 712-nucleotide messenger RNA. RefSeq lists its product as hypothetical. The record is from RefSeq and is a predicted model, not a curated record. NCBI's taxonomy places the organism in Eukaryota, Oomycota, Saprolegniomycetes, Saprolegniales, Saprolegniaceae. The transcript has a single exon. Bases 143 to 712 code for a protein of 189 amino acids.